Pisolithus orientalis is the source of this 1563-nucleotide messenger RNA. RefSeq names its product major facilitator superfamily domain-containing protein. Gene Ontology annotation, molecular function: transmembrane transporter activity. The transcript is spliced from 5 exons. Gene Ontology annotation, biological process: transmembrane transport. The record is from RefSeq and is a predicted model, not a curated record. Lineage: Eukaryota; Fungi; Basidiomycota; Agaricomycetes; Boletales; Pisolithaceae. Bases 1 to 1563 code for a protein of 520 amino acids.
AUGGUGUGCAUUUGGUUGGGAAAUUUCACAGCUUAUUUCAACGAAACCACCGCUACCACUGCUAUGCACACCAUCGGUGCAGAUUUCGGUGACUCCCAAAACCAGAACUGGAUCGCGACUGCAUAUCUCCUUGGAUUCACUGUCACACAGACCCUACUCGGACGGUUCAGCGAUAUCUUUGGUCGCUCUCAGGUUUUCAACGGCACAAUGUUUAUAUUUGCUGUCGGUACUCUCUGGUGUGCAUCUGCGCAGUCCAUGAUCUCCCUGAUUGGCGCCCGUGUCCUUCAAGGAAUAGGCGCUGCGGGUCGGCAAUCCGUGGCCGUUAUCGUCAUUCUCGAUCUCACAACCUCAGACACGCGUGGCUUAUGGCUUGGCUUCUUGAACAUGUCGUCAGCAAUCGGUCUGGCCAUCGGGCCCGUCCUAGGCGCUAUCUUCUCUGUAGACACCAAUUGGAGAUGGAUCUUUUGGACGACACUGAUACUCAUUGGGAUCACCAUGCUGGUUGCCUUAACCGCCAUGCGGUAUCCUGUGCCCCACAGGAAGCAGAGCGUUGGUCUUCUUGGACAACUCAGGGAAGUUGAUUACAUUGGAUGCAUUCUCGCUGUCGCGAUCUCAAGCAUGAUAUGCGUCGCUAUCGAGUUGGGAAAUAAAAUAUUCCCAUGGAAUUCCGCACCUAUUAUCGUCCUCUUCAUUCUGGGCGGCCUUCUCAUUCCCGUGUUCGCCUGUUACGAGCUCAAAGUGGCGAAGCAACCCGUCGUCGAUAUGCAUUUAUUCUCCAUUCCAAAUAUCCCAGUCACUUGCCUCAUCAAUUUCCUCACUGGAGCUGGUUAUUUUGGUGCCGUCUUCUUCCUUCCUCGCUACUUCAUCGACGUCAAGGGUUCCAGCCUCGUCACCUCCGGGCUUCAAAUGUUCGGACUCAUCCUGACUCUUGGCGUGUCCUCCGUUGUUGGCGCGAACAUCCUCUCUCAGACAGGCCAGGUCCGUCUCAUUGGGGCUGUCGGUGGUGCACUUUAUGCACUGGGGAGCGGACUCAUGUUCAUUGUCGGGCGCGACACGCCUGCAUCGCAGACUAUCGGUAUUUCGGUCAUAACCGGUGUGGCAUCAGGGCUUCUUUACCAACCUUCUCUUGUAGUCGGACCUAUGUCUGUUCAGCCGCACCAGGUUGCCGGCAUCAGCGGGUUUCUGUCCUUCCUCCGCACUCUCGGAGGGACAUUUGCGACCGCGCUUCUUACCGCGGUGUUUGAAACGGGUUUCACUACAGCUCUAGAGCGGAGUCUGAUCGACCAAGGGCUGGGAUUGGCGGAUGACGCAGCUGCGGGGAUGUGGCCCCAGUACGAGGACGAGAUAAUGAGUGCGCUUGUGAGGGCGUACCAUUUUGGAACCAUCCCUGCCGUCUGUUUUGGGGUCAUAUAUGCCAUCGCCGUCCUAUUUUUGAAGAGGGUCGAUUUCGUACCCGCAUGGAAAAGGAAGCGCCUUCAAAUACUUGGCAGUAAAGCACAAGAGUUAUCACUAUCCCCAUGGUUCAAGACACCCGCCAGCAAUGUGAGGAGCGAGGUCGGAUGA